AUGGAACGUCAUUCAUCAACUGCAAUAUUUAUAAGUGAAAUACCUGUUCGCUGUACAGGUAAUGGCGAAAAAAUAAUCAAAUGGGUUAAUAAUUUAAGUAGUAGUACAACUGCUCGAGACGUUAUUAUAUCGACGUUACCAACAUGUGAUCCAAUAAAGUAUUCAUUGUAUAUUCAUAUCGAUCGUAAGAAACAAAUUUUGAAAGAUUCAACACGAAUUUAUAAAGUUGUUGCUAAAUUAAAUCAACGAAAAUCAUCACGACCUUUAUUAUUUGAGAUUCAAUUGAAAAAACGUGUUAGAUUUGCUGAUGAAAUUAUUAUACAAACGAUUAUUCAAGGACAAUCUAUAUCACAUGAAAGAAUUACUAAAUCAAUACCAAUUGAAAAACGUUUAGAAUCUUUAAAAGAAAAUUUUCAAAAAUAUACUUCACAACAACAAGAAAAUUAUAUGAAAUUAUCUUCAAAUUUAAAACGAUCAUCAUUAAGUAUAAUUAAUGAAAAUAUUUCAUGUUCAUCGAGUGAAUCAGGUAUUAGUUCAAGUUCAUCGACGAAUGAUUUCAUUAAACCAACAAAAUUAGAAACACUUGUUUAA
Adineta steineri is the source of this 591-nucleotide messenger RNA. NCBI's taxonomy places the organism in Eukaryota, Metazoa, Rotifera, Eurotatoria, Adinetida, Adinetidae. The record is from the annotation of a GenBank genome assembly.